Molecule: messenger RNA, 5958 nt
Organism: Porites lobata
Lineage: Eukaryota; Metazoa; Cnidaria; Anthozoa; Scleractinia; Poritidae
Source: the annotation of a GenBank genome assembly
AUGAAAAAUAACAGGAGUUUAAAACUCCUGUUAUAUUUUUUACCCUACCUGAGCGGGUUAACUCACCUACCUGGAUUUCCCUACCUCCAUAUAAACUGGCCUAAAGCUAAGAUAAAAGUAAGUAUGUUUAUGGGCGGAACGUUUGAGUCAGCUCGAAAAAACAAGUUUGAUUAUUUCUUUUUGCAGGAGCAUGGCUUGUUUAAUGAUUCCAGUAAAUAUGGCAAUGUAACGGUAGCAGAGUUAAGGGUUAAUGAAGUACACGGAUACGUUUAUCUCUCGAUUAUGCUGUGUUUAGUUGUAAAAAGAAACAAUACUGGCUUUAUUGAAGAUGUGAUUUAUAUGUGGAAAAAGUUUGGUAACGAGAACGUCACAAAUCUCGAAUUUAGGACCGGUGAGUGAAAUUUUUUGUUGUAAUGGCUUAUUCGGACAGCUUUCUUGUUGACACGAAAAGUUAUCUGGUAUGGUAUGAAAGGCAACGGCCGGGGACUGGAACAAGUCCUUCACAAACAUCGAACAUCGUACUAAGGGAGCUGUUGGCUGAGAGGGCUUGGUGCACUAUCUCAAUCCUCACUUUUCCUCACCAAGUAGGUUCCAGUCCUCGCUCCUACCCAUUUACUUCUGCAAAGGUCGUAAUACCUGAUUACAUUGCGACAAUGAGUGGAAGAAACCUGUCUGAUAUGUGACGAUCCACUUUCAAUAUUAGCGAGCACUCUCGUCCCCAGAGCCAUCUGGGGGCCUAAGCACGAGGACCAGGAGGCUCUGGGGACACACGAUUUGAAGUCCAAGAUUUUAGAACUUCCGGUCAUUUCCGAAUCAAAAGUAAGUUGGGGGAUUCUCUUUUUAAAAUCUUUGAAUCACGUAAAUUUACAGUCGUUGAUACUUGGGCAAGAGUAAGUGACCGCUAUAUAUUAGAAACGUUAAAGAAAUCGCGCGGAAAUCAUGUUCCUUACGUGUGGACAGAAGUCGUAUCCGUUAACGUUUUCGUACUGUCGUAAGAGCUAUCGAAUUCCUGUUUAGUUUCAACAUAGCCUCAGGAACCGGUUACCUCCGGUUAAAGCUAAUACAGGAAUUUUAUGAUCCGUGUCCGGCACCUAUUCAUCGUUAUCCUCACCCCUUCCUUUCUGUCACUGUCUCAAGACACUUUCAACGGCGUAUAUGACGUUUCUUUUUCUGUAGGAUAUUUUGUAACGUUUGGGGGCUUGAAAGCUAAGGACGGCGAGUGCAGCAAAUGUUCCGGUCCUUUCGGUGUACUAAUCACUCUUGAGAUAGAAUGUAAACCCAAAAAAGCUGAAUACAGUUGCAAUGGUCUGAAGAACUCGUGGGAAAACGACGACUGUGUAAAAUACUGCGGUCGGCGUUUUGGUAUGUAUAUAGCGCGCAUACACCUUCAUUCACAUCUACACCUCUUCCCUUCUAUCCCUUUCUCCAGACGCUUUCUGCAACGGCCUAUAUAACGUUUCUUAUUCUGCAGGGGUAACGUUUGGGGACUGGAAAGCUAAGGACGGCGAGUGCAGCAAAUGUUCAAUUGGAGGCGCUGGACCAAUCACUCUUGAGAGAGAAUGUGAACCCAAACUUCCUGCAUACAGUUGCGAUGGUUUCAAUACCACGAUGGAAUCCCAGGACUGUUUAAAAUACUGCGAUUCGAGUGCUGGUAUGUAACAAGCGCGCAUACAUUCCGUAAUGGUAUGCAUGAUCUGACCGAAAAUUAAUUACAAUAUAGUUUACAGGCCCUAUAGAGUGUUUUCAGUCACGUGGCCAGCAUCUAUGCAAGUUUAUUGGAACAAAAGAAAGCGUUGGAAAGAAAAGAAUUCAACUACCACAGGACCCGUUUGGGACACCAACAAGGCCGCCGUUUCAUUGUUUUGGGACACCAAUAUGGCUGCUGAGACGUCAUGUGAAAACACUUUAUAUUCUCUUUUUGAGACCCCGUUUUGAACGGACAAAUUUUUUUUACUGUGCAACCUUUUACACGGAAUCUUCCAAAUUCUGUUACAGAUUGCAGUACUUUUUACAUCUUAAAAACUUGCACGGUUCCGCGAGUCUCGUGUAAACUAGGGAGUAAGGAGCUAGGGCGUUGAAACGAGCGGGAUCUAGCAAUCUAGCUGUGAUGCAAGGGUCUGGGUAUUACCAAAGAGACAAAACAAGAUGGCGGACAUUAUACUGGACCGUCAGAGAGAUUAUCCAGCGAACGUUAGGCCCGGUUCAGACGCCGCUCCACUCAGGUGCCGAACCCAACUGAUGAAUUAAGUACGGCAAAAGAGCGGCUUGUGAACCAAUUUGGUACGACGUUUUAGUUUGUGCGGCAAAAGCGUUAAGUUCCACAGAGUCUGUCGAACUUUGUCGAACUUAACUCAGGUUCGACACACUGUACGCCGUUUGAAUCAAAUGUCGCGCCAGUGUCGCUCCAAAGUCGAACUUAUUCAGUUAGGUUGGGCACAUGAAAAGUACGGCGUCUAAACCAGGCCUUAGCCAUUUUCCCGUAGCAUUCAUUUGCUGCAAGCAACAGCGAAGGAACAAAUUAUUUUUUGUCACGUUCGCUUUCUGUUUUGUUUAAUUUUCUUCCCACGCGAACAAAUAUCUGUAUUGAAAAUAUUUUCCACCUCCUUGACGUGUAGCCUGCCUAACAAGCGUUUCUGCGCCAGUUCGACGAAAACGUUGGGACGAGAGCAGCUUGCUCCUGCUCUAACUUUCGCGCAAUAACUCGAUAACGAUUGGAAACGCAUGAGUAUACAACCAUAAACUACCCAGGGAGGGUAGGGUGGGAAAACUAGUAAAUGCUGCUACUUAUGACUGUUGCUAGCCAAGUAUCUUGCAAAUGAGUUUAUAAGAUGCUGGGCCCUGGAUUUACACAAACGUGCUUGUACUUUUUACUGGCAUUGAGUACAGAAGCUGAUCGUAAAACCACUGGAUACUUCGUGAGCAAAAAAACUUGAUAUGCCAGAUGGAAAAGUAUACGUACUCAUUCUAUGUAAAACUUGUACUAAGGUAAAUGCUGUUUUAGUCCCAAUACCCCCAUGUUUGAUAUUUAGAACAGCAUCACAAACCUGUCCUACAAAAAAUCAUAAUAACAAACACAUUAUAUGAUCUAAUUUUACGGUGGAAUCUUUGUGGGGAUUUGAAAGCAAAUUUCUCUAUAGGCUUCAUUCUAUUUCUGUGCAACACAACCUUUAGAUUUAUACCGCAGUGAAAGAUAAUUUGUUGUUGUUUAUGUUUAGACUGUCACAAGAGAUCAUUCAUAUGCAAUUUCGUAGUAGACCUUUAAAAAUAGUCAAAACCUUCUUGGGUCACGUUUCUGUCGCUAGAAAAUUAUUUACCAUCUUAGUGUAUAUUGGAAAAUGCAAAAUUGCUGAAUUAGGAAAAUGAAUUCUUUUAUUUUACUAACAAGCUCAACGCCAACGUACACACCAAAAACCUUGCUAUCGCCAUUAUGAAGACGUCACUUCAGAAGUUAAAAACCUUGAAGGUUCAUAAAAGUUCACUCCCAAAAUUUGCAUGCACAAACAAAAUUUAUAAAACCAUUACAUAUUUUUUUUUGUAGGCGUAUAUUAUCAUUUGGUUUUGACUGGCAAGAUAAAACGCGACCUUCAAUCUGUAAUGCUCCAUAGGCCAUUUUGACACUACAUAAAAGCGAAAAAACACAUUACCUUAUAAGACUAACUAUAAAAUAUCACCUAAAUAUUUUCUGUUCAUCGUAUAGAAAUACCCCAAAUAAGAAAUUUGAUUAUAGAUUGUAGCGAUCUAAAGAUUUGAAAGCAAUAAAUCCAAACCUACCUCCAGCUAGACGCGCCAUUUUCUUGCCCUGACAGCGGAUCGAGAGCGGAAAGGCGAAUUAGUUCCAGUGGUACUUCGCAUCACAGCUGAACCCGAGAGAGCGUAUGAGCGUUUCAACGCCCUAGCUCCUUACGCCCUGGUGUAAACAAGACUGUUCCGUGAAAAUGUUUACCCGUUUAAAAUUUGUCCGGACUCUUGUAAAAGGGGUCUAGAAAAUGGGGUCUAGUGCCGCUUUUUUUUAUUUACUGUGGUUUAAAGCCUCACAAUGAGAUCAGAUUGGCUGGCUGAGGACAUACUCACUUAUAUGCACAAGUUGCAAAUAGAGUCUAAUUAAAGCUUCGAUUGGAUCCAUUCGUUGAGGUUCGGUUCCAACAAAAGAAAACACUUAUCAGCAAACUAUUUAGUACAGUAUAUGCUGCCGAUUGUUUCAGACAAAUCAGUUCUGUACUAAACGAAGUUAAGGAGCAACAACCUAACAUUGAUUUAAUGCAUGGGAUAAAUGCACCUGAUACGUACAUACUGGCUUGGCAACAAUGUGUCAGCUCAAUUUAAAUGAGACUGGCCUGUAUGUCUUUCUUUCUAAUGAUAUCUUUUCCCUUUGUCUUCAGCCAACCGGAAGUUUACGUCCAUUUUCUUAUUGCUGGCGGUACUCAUAUCUUUCAGGUAAGCUUCAGUUGAUUCCGCUAUUAUCCUUGUUCCCUGUUAUAGGUUAACAAAUAAUAAUAAAUUUAUAAAAAUUGUACUCACUAUCUCUUUUCUCAUUGGCUGAUAGACUAAAGUUAAUUGAUUUUGGAAAUCAGCGCAACCUACAGAUUAGUUAGUUAUCUGCUAUCAGAUUUUUGACUAAAGCUACGUGAAAACGGACGCAACAAGUCCCAACAUUGUUGCGCUAAACGUUUGAUCAAUUUCAAACUUUGCGCAACAGCUCCCAACAACACGAUAGAACAUGCAACAGGGUGUGGAAACAUACGCAACAUGUAACAUCCAAAAAUGUUGCGCCCGUUUGCACGGGGCUUAAUCUGUAGGUUGCGCGCACAACGCUUAAUUUCUAAGAGCGAUGUCAAACUAUGUUCCAUGCGAUGCUGUCUUUGUCCUUAUUUUCUUCAAACCAAUGUCAGCUUAGGCCUUCGGCUUGGCUGAUAACACCUACCUUGACCUUGAUUAUUCCGGAUAUCACCAAAGCUCAUCCAAUAAUUGUUUAAGAUAGGUAAAGAAAUGAGAUUAAAUUCUUUCUCUUUCAGUACCAGCUUUACUAUCUGGGAGUGAGUCAUUCCCCUGACGGACGGGCAUCAAGCAAGUCAUCCAAUUUUGUGUGAAAAAAGUAUUUUUUUUAGGCCUUUUGUUAAGGUUACACUAUCCUUUAUGUAAUUUUCGUAUUUCGCAUCACACCAUUUUGUAAAGAUUAGCGAAUAGCUCUUUAUUUGUAGCUAGUCAUGCUAAAAUUCCACAUACAUAAUUCUUUGUACAUUAACAUAGCUUUCCUCGCUCCAUAAAAGAAUUAUGUCAACUUAACUUGUAAAAAUGGUAUUUUUAAGUCUGGAUUUCGGUGUGGGAUAAUGGUUGGCAAGUUCAUAAAGGACCCAUAUUUUACUUUACAGAACUCUUUUCAGAAAUGUAAUAGAUCUAUUAGGGGAAGUGUAAGCUUCGUCAUUUUGCAUGGCUUUUGUUCCGGCUAAGAUUGCCCAGUUUUGAAAAAGCUCUUGUUUUUACGUUUGGAUAUCUUAAGAACUUAAGACUGAAGCAGUUCCCUCUUAGGCUUUUGUACAUUAUGCUUUUGUUUUCCCAUUUAAAUGCUCCUUCUUAAUGCUUCAUUUUUCGCAAUAAAAUGUUCGGUCCUCCUAAAAAAAGUCACUAAAAUGCUUGGCUAAUGUUCAUUGUACAGAGGCUUUUUCUUUUAAAUGAUCCUAAUGUUUUAAGGGUCACGGUUAUUUUAUCUGGAAAAAAAUAUAUUUUUCAGGAAAAUGCCACUAACAUGUUCGAAUAAUGUUUAAUGCUUUUGCCUUUCUAAAAUGCUCGAAAAAAUGUCAGGGAAAUGUACAAAAGCCUGGUCUCUCUGCAUCUGGCGACAAUGUUUUCUUUUACUUUUUCUUUCUUUUUUUUUUUUUUAACCUUGGUAGACGUUUUGCAACAAUGCAACUCAAUAUAAAGUUUCUAAGGAAAGAAGAAAUGCUUCCCAAAAAUGAUUGA